UCUUCCUCUUCAUCUUUAUCCUUCUUCUCUACCUUUCUUUCUUCUUCUUUGCUCUCUUCUUUCCCCUCAAUGAACAGCAACAGACCACAGAAACGGACCACAGACAAGAGAAUAAAAGAAAAGAAAAACAAGAACAACUCCACCCUCAGGGGUCCCCGCCAAUAAGAGCCACACUUUCCCCUCCACUCAUCCACUCUUCAAUCAGGGGGACGAAGGGACAACAUACCCUAGGAUCCUCUAGGAUACCAUAGGAUACCCUAGGGUCUUCAAGAACGCCUCUCAACACCUGUCCGGCAUUCCAUAACCCGCGUUCCCCCCCAACUCUAGCGUGAGCCUGUCCAUCCGUGGAUACCGGACCCAUGCAUCAUAGUCCCAUUUCACCCGGGUCGACCGCCGCCACUGCUGCGCCCAUCCGUCCCGACCCCCGAGAAGACUACUACGAUUACGACAACGCAUCGUCCACGUCGCUUCUCUCGUCCCCUCCGCCGCCGCCGCCGCCUCCCCCCGCGCUCGCUUUCUCUCCCCCCGAUGAUCCACCACGACCGUCACGCGUCAAAGCCAAAUCCUCCUUACGAAGUCUCCGGAGUCUAGGGAGUAGCCACGGAGACGAUCGCAACACCAGUCCCAGUCCCAGUCCCAGUCGGAGUCGGAGUCGGAGUCCCAGUCCCAAUCCAAAUCAGCCGGCAUCCGAAAAAUCCCUCAUCCCCCCUUCCAUCCUCCGUCGCCUGUCCCCAGGUCUCGCUGCUCGCGUCAAGUUACUAGACGGCAGUCACAAGAACUCCGCGCGAUCGCGCAACCCCGGUGCCGUCGGUCGCAUCCCCCAGGAACACAUCAAGGAGCUCGACAAUCUACACAAGGAUCUCUCGGUCAGGGUCGUGAGGAAGGGCAAGGCCUGGAAUGCGUCGCUAGGCGAACACCCUCCCAACGAGCAGGAUCUCGACCCGGACAUCUGGGAAGUGGUCGAGCCGGGCGCCCCAGACGCACCGUCGGUGCAUCGGGAACAGCAACCGACCCCCGCGGAGACCCCUUCGGAGACCCCUUCGGAGACCCCCGAGCGAACGCUAGAACCGCCGCUGGAAUUCCGUCCGCCAGAGUCGACCUCCCCGGACGAGGAAAUCAGGCAGACCCCACCGGCCAUGUCUGUGAUAGAAGAGCCCGCGUUGGCGCCGCCAGGCCCCGCUUCUGCUGACGAUUCUAACGCGCCCGAACAGACCGACUUCGAGAAGUACGUCCAGACCACGAGGGAGAAUGACGGGCAUCAGCCCCCGCCGCCGCCGCCGAAAGACGACCAACCGUCGCGUCCGGCCUCGAGCGCCUCGUCCUCCUUUAACCCCGCCCGCGCGAGCCGCACCGAUUCCAUCUACUCCUUCGGCCGCUCCUCCUUCAGCAACCAGAUCUCCCAACUCACCUCCGUCAGUCUGCCACAGCCCUCCUCGCUCGAAUCCACCAUCGCCGGCAUCGCCACCGCCCCGUCCGCCGUCAAGGCCCUCACGUCCGCCGCGGAACAGAUCAAGAUCUGGAUCGGAAAGGCCUCCGACGUGCUCGGCGGCCUGGACGCCGAGGAUGACGUCGAGUGGGCCGCUGCAGGCGGGCGCGAGGGCCUGGAGAGCGUCGACAAGGCCAUCACGCGCUUCGAGAGCCUAGUGAAUGUCUACGUCAAGGCCAUCGAGGAGGUCCAGCUGCGCGACGAUAUCAACGAAGUCGGCCCCGAGAGCCUGAACAUCAUCGUCGUCCAGAUGGAUUCGGUCAUCCAGAACUGGGCGCAGAUCAAGCGGCGACUCCGCGCCGUCAAGGAGCAAGUCGAGUUGGCCAUGGAGUGGGAGGAGCUGUGGAACAGCGUCCUGGGCGACGUCGGCGCCGAGGUCGACGACCUGGGCCGACUCGUCUUUGAGAUGGAGGAGAAACGGCACAUGACCAUGUCGACCGCGCCCGAGUCCCACUCGGGGGUCGAUAUCAACGAGCUCGAGACCAUCGUCGAGGAGACCCCGUCGGCGUCGAGCAAGCGACUCAGCAUGGAACCCAUCCUCGCGGCGCCUCCGACGCUAGCCACCCCCAUCAUCCAAACGCCCCACGACGACACGAAUCACUCGAACCUGAUCGCCCUAUUCGCCCGCAUCCAGCCCUUGCGCGCCUCGCUGGAUUUCCUGCCCAUGCGCAUGUCCAUGUUCCAGUCCCGGGCCGAGUCGAUCUUCCCCAGCGCCUGCGAGGAGCUGGAGGAGCGACGCAGCCGGCUCGAGAAGAGUUAUCGGGCGCUGGAGGCCGACGCCGAGUCCCUGCGGCGCGAGCUGAGCGAGGACCGGUGGAUUCUGGUCUUCCGCGGGGCCGGCGGACAGGCGCAGAAGAUGUUCGAAUCCGUCGAGCGCAGCAUCGGCAAGCUGCAGGAAGGCCUCGAGACCGGCGGCCAUCUGCACAACCCCGCCGACUUGGUCAAGAAGAUCGAGAGCUACGAGGCCAAGAGGCAGCACUACGUGCCGGCGAUCGAGCGGGUGCUCACCAUCAUCGAGAAAGGGGUCCAGGAUCGGCGCACCGUCAACGGUGAGACGAUCCGGCUGCUCUCCGACAUGACGUCCCGCAUCGACGCGCUCAAGGCGAGCAUGCGGGUGAUGGACGCCUCGCUGGAGGAUGUCAGCCUCUCCCGCAGCCAGCACAUGCGCGACUCGAUCUCAACCAUCGUCACCACGGACAGUCCCACCACAGGCAGCGGCAUCGACUCGCCCGGUAGCUCCCCCGCCUCGUCGGUAGUCAUGACCCCAGCCAUGAAGGGGUCGACUACGCCCCUGGGCGGAUCCAGCCGGCGCGGGAGCUCCGUUAGCUCAGCUGCCCGGUCCACCAUGAACAAGGUCCGCCGCUUUUCGGGGAUCCCUCAAGCCACGGCGACCCUGACGGGGAAGAAAUCAGCCAUUCCCAAGCCCUCCUUCACCGCAUCCCCAUCCAAGCCCUCCUUCUCAGCCACCUCGCCGUCCAAACACAGCUACCGCGCCACGACGCCCACCCCGUUCGCCCGACGAGCCCCUCCGCCCAUCCCAGCAGCGCUCGCGAACCGCCCGCGAUGGAGUAGCAGCGUGAACACCAACGACCUCGACGUAGGCCACUCCCGCCUACAGGCCCCCAGCCCCCUCCCAUCCCGCAACAACCGCCUCUCCCGCCCCGCCUCCACCCUCCCCUUCUCCCACAGUCGCGACCUAUCCGUAUCCCCAGCUCCCCCGCGGACCCGCAGCCGCAUAUCUAGCCGGCUAGGCUCGCACAGCCCCGCGCCAGGCGCCUCUCCCACCCCAUCCCGCUCCCUCCUCGACCCGCCCCCCUACAGCAAACUCCGCCGACCCCUAGGACCAGAGGCCAUGGUGAACACCCCCCGCAACCGCCAAAGCUACGCCGGCCUAUCCUUCGGCCGCAGCGUGUCCCACGCCCCGGACAACGGCCUCCUCAGCCCGACAAAGGCCGCCCGUCCGGAAACCGCCCUGGGCCACUCAGGAAGCCGCCGCAUCAGUCUCCUCCCGAUGCCCAAAGGCCGGUCCGGAAGGGACAGCGCGACGGGGAAUCGCAGCAAGGUUGACGACCGGCCGCGAUGGCGGUAGUUUUCUUUCUUCGUGUUAUCUUGUCUCCGUAUCUCUGUUAUUCCCCUUUCGAUUUUUUUUUCUCCCCACUGUACUAUCCGCAUUAUCUGCAUUUACUUGAUUUGUGUACGGUGGCGGUGCGGUUACGGAAUGGUGUCGGUUUAUGUUAUUCUGUUUCCUUUUCUUUUCUCUAUUUGUUUCCCCCUUAUCUUCCCAUUUUCCAACGUAUGAGGGACAAACAGAUUGUUUGAUUUUGAUUCCCCUAUUUGUUUUGUUCUUCCCAUGUCAUUGUCAUUGUUAUUUGAUUCUGCAGAUUAGCGUGAUCUUUACAUUGUGUUGUCUUUCUAUCGUUUCAUUGUUGUUUAGGGUUAGGUGCUGGGGUCUGUUUCAAUGGAUUGAUUGAUUGAUUGAUUCUUUCUGUAUUUC
Messenger RNA from Aspergillus candidus, 3980 nucleotides. RefSeq names its product KAR9 family protein. NCBI's taxonomy places the organism in Eukaryota, Fungi, Ascomycota, Eurotiomycetes, Eurotiales, Aspergillaceae. The transcript has a single exon. Gene Ontology annotation, cellular component: spindle pole body; cell cortex; mating projection tip. Gene Ontology annotation, biological process: establishment of spindle localization; nuclear migration along microtubule; mitotic spindle orientation checkpoint signaling. The record is from RefSeq and is a predicted model, not a curated record. The coding region runs from base 360 to 3575 and encodes 1071 amino acids.